Molecule: messenger RNA, 1446 nt
Organism: Histoplasma capsulatum G186AR
Lineage: Eukaryota; Fungi; Ascomycota; Eurotiomycetes; Onygenales; Ajellomycetaceae
Product: MFS transporter
Exons: 2
Coding region: 1-1446 (481 amino acids)
Biological process (GO): transmembrane transport
Cellular component (GO): membrane
Molecular function (GO): transmembrane transporter activity
Source: RefSeq, a predicted model, not a curated record
AUGGCAAAAGACGCAGACGUUGAGAAAGGGUCCCCGAGAGGGCAACAAGGGUAUAUUGCCGAUAAUACCCUUAUACAUGAAUUGGAAAUCGUCAAUAUCGACUAUUCUGGCGCAAGAACAACAUUAAGCCAGGAAGAAGUCGACCUUGUCAGGAAACUAGACAAAUGGAUAAUGAUUUUCCCAGAAUACAAUACAUGCAUUUCUAUCCUCACCGUGGGAUACUUGAUUGGGCAGAUACCAUCGAACAUGUACCUCACACGGACUAAGCCGUCGUAUUACAUAUCAUUCUUCAUGGCUCUCUGGGCCAUUGCUUCUGGCCUGACAGCUUUAGCAAAGGAUUUCAAAGGGCUUUUACUGACACGCUUCUUUCUUGGUGUCCUGGAGGCUCCGUAUUACCCUGGUGCGCUAUAUUUGCUAUCAAUCUUCUACACACGUAAGGAGAUUGCCACCCGGAUUUGCAUACUUUACACUGGCAACAUACUAGCCACCGCAUUUGCUGGUUUAAUCGCUGCUGGAAUAUUUGCAGGAAUGGAUGGACGGUCUGGCAUCAAAGGGUGGCAGUGGCUCUUCAUUUUACUUGGAAUCACCACCUUUCUGGUUGCUUUUGGAUCAGCAUUCACACUCCCAGAUGACCCACUAAAUACCAAAUGGCUGACACUGAAGGAACGCGAGCUUGCUCACCGUCGCAUUGUCAGCGAUACUGUUGACCAACAAUCCCAAAUUACAAUUUGGACAGGGCUCAAAGAGGCCAUCAAGGACUAUCGCCUAUGGAUAUUUGCCUUGAUGCAACACCUCCAUCUUGCUGCAAAUGGGUUCAAGUAUUUCUUCCCUACAGUUGUCCAGACACUCGGCUUUAGCAGACUCAUAACCCUAGUUUUAACAUGCCCGCCGUACAUAAUCGCCGGUUUUAUCUGUAUCUUCUGGUCGAUCAGCUCCGGGCGAUCCAACGAGCGAACAUGGCAUAUAAUAACCGCGAAGGCUGUUGCGGUAGUUGGCUUCGCAAUCGCAUGCGGCACGUUAAACGUAGGGGCGCGAUAUGCGGGGAUGAUCAUUUUUACCACCGGCACCUAUGCAGUCAAUUCGAUUAUCCUGGGCUGGGUAGGUUCCACAUGCGGCCAAACGAAGGAGAAGAAAUCGACGUCGCUCGCGCUAGUCAAUACUAUUUCUAAUGUGUCCUUCAUAUGGACUCCUGUGAGUUCCCUGUUCACUGGUUCUCCUUCUACAGCUUUCUUGCAAGAUUGCCUUCCCUCUAUUUCUUCGAAGCUCUCCACUCAUAGCCAUAUCAUUUCCCACUGCGUGACAGUAUCUUUGGCCCAGUUCCGACAAACCACGGUAUUUAAUCGCCAUGUCUUCCAGCAUUGGGUUAUCCAUUGCAACUGCAGCGGUUGCAUGGGGAAUGCGAAUUGUCCUCGUGAAGAGAAACAAAAAGAUCAAACAGGCGAAUGA